Didymella exigua CBS 183.55 is the source of this 1029-nucleotide messenger RNA. Its product is annotated as cytosolic Fe-S cluster assembly factor NBP35. Bases 1 to 1029 code for a protein of 342 amino acids. Gene Ontology annotation, cellular component: cytosol. Gene Ontology annotation, molecular function: ATP binding; 4 iron, 4 sulfur cluster binding; ATP-dependent FeS chaperone activity. Lineage: Eukaryota; Fungi; Ascomycota; Dothideomycetes; Pleosporales; Didymellaceae. The transcript has 2 exons. Gene Ontology annotation, biological process: iron-sulfur cluster assembly. The record is from RefSeq and is a predicted model, not a curated record.
AUGGCGCCCUCGCUCGAAGAACCAACACAAGUCGACUUCGAUGCGCCUCUCCAGAAGGCGCCGAAGCUCGUUGCGCCCGAGCCCGAACACUGCCCCGGCCCGGAGUCGCUCCAGGCAGGCAAAGCAGACAACUGCGCUGGCUGCCCGAAUCAGGCCAUCUGCGCCUCGGCGCCCAAAGGCCCCGACCCCGACAUCCCCCUCAUCACGGCGCGCCUCGCGUCGGUCCAGCACAAGAUGCUCGUCCUCUCCGGCAAAGGCGGCGUCGGUAAGAGCACAUUCAGCGCCAUGCUCUCGCAUGGCUUCGCCUCCAACCCGGCCUCAACCGUCGGCCUGAUGGACACGGACAUCUGCGGCCCGUCGAUACCCAAGAUGAUGGGCGUCGAGGACGAGACGAUCCACGUGACCGCCGACGGCUGGGAGCCCGUGUGGGUCAGCGAGAAUCUCGGCGUCAUGAGCGUGCAGUUUAUGCUGCCCAACCGCGAUGACGCCGUCAUCUGGCGCGGGCCCAAGAAGAACGGCCUCAUCAAGAAGUUCCUCAUGGACGUGUGCUGGGGCGAGCUGGACUUUCUGAUUGUCGACACCCCGCCGGGCACCAGCGACGAGCACCUCAGCGUCAACUCGUUCCUCAAGGCCAGCGGCGUCAGCGGCGCCGUGCUCGUCACCACGCCCCAGGAGGUCAGCCUGCUGGACGUCCGCAAGGAAAUCGACUUCUGCCGCAAGGCAUCCAUCCGCAUCCUCGGCAUCGUCGAGAACAUGUCGGGCUUCGUGUGUCCCGGCUGCAAGCACGAGGCGCAAAUCUUCCGCCCGAGCACCGGCGGCGCGCGACGCCUGGCCCAGGACGAGAAUAUCCCUUUCCUGGGCGCGGUGCCCCUCGAUCCUAGAAUCGGCAUGGCCUGUGAUUUCGGCGAGAGCUUCCUGACCGCGUAUCCCGACAGUCCCGCCUGCAAGGCUAUCCAGCACGUCGUCCGCAGGGUGGGAGAGGAGCUCGGGCUUAGCGCUGCGCACGUGCUUCCUGAAGAGCAGGAGUAG